UUUACCUAUUUUGAUUGUUCCAUUCCAUUCAUUCAUCACUAUAUCUCUUUUCCUACUUCCCGGGACUCCUUUUUCCAACAACCACAGUCAAUAACCAUCGCUUAUGCCUCUCACAAUUUCAACCCUUUUCAAGUUUCACCAUUUCCAAGGUUGAACAAUCCAAGCGUGUAGGAGAGAGGUAAAGACAUUGGCUAUGGCCACUAGGUUUCCUGGAGUUGACAAUGAGUUGCAGAAGAUUUUGGAUGCUAAUAUGGAUCAUGUUCAUGCUAGAAGACUAGCUCGUGAGUCCUUCAAGGAUAUUCAGCUUGGGAUUGAUCACAUACUCUUUAAGACUCGAUGCGAUGGACUGAUAAUGAAGGAGUCGUAUGAGAGGAAUUCAAAGGGUGUUGAAAUCUUCUACAAGAGUUGGCUUCCUGGAACUGCCAAGCCGAAAGCCGCCGUGUUUUACUGUCAUGGUUAUGGAGACACUUGUACCUUUUUCUUUGAAGGAAUAGCGAGAAAAUUGGCAUGUGCUGGAUAUGGAGUGUUUGCUAUGGAUUAUCCAGGAUUCGGUCUUUCAGAAGGUCUUCAUUGCUAUAUUCCGAGUUUUGAUUCGCUAGUUGAUGAUGUCAUCGAGAUUUACUCCAAAAUCAAAGAAAAUCCAGAAUUCCAAUCUCUUCCAAGCUUCCUCUUUGGACAAUCCAUGGGAGGAGCUGUUGCUUUAAAGAUGCACCUUAAACAACCUAAGGCAUGGGACGGCGCUGUUCUUGUUGCACCAAUGUGUAAAAUUGCAGAUGAUAUGGUUCCACAGAAGUUGCUAGCUCAGAUUCUUAUCGGCAUCGCUAAUAUUCUACCAAAGCUAAAGUUAGUUCCUCAGAAGAAUUUAGCAGUAGCGGCAUUUAGAGAUCUGAAGAAGAGAGAAAUGACAGCUUAUAAUGUCAUUGGCUACCGUGAUAAACCGCGUUUGUGGACUGCUGUCGAGAUGCUUAAAACCACUCAAGAAAUCGAAAAGAGAUUGGAAGAAGUAUGUUUGCCAUUGUUGAUCCUUCAUGGAGAGGCUGAUAUUGUGACGGAUCCGUCGGUGAGCAAAACAUUUUACGAGAAAGCUAGCAGCUCGGACAAGAAGCUUAAACUUUACAAAGAUGCUUAUCAUUCUCUUCUUGAGGGGGAGCCUGAUGAAAUGACAAUCCAAGUUUUUAGUGAUAUUAUUUUAUGGCUUGAUGAACACAGCUUGAAACAUUCUUCAUUUUCCUCUAAUUGAUUUAUUUUUUGUGUAUUUUAUGAAUAUUGAGAUUGUUCUUUUAAUGGUGAAAAGGAAGUUUUCCAUUGUUUGUAUAUAA
Vicia villosa (hairy vetch) is the source of this 1319-nucleotide messenger RNA. Its product is annotated as caffeoylshikimate esterase-like. NCBI's taxonomy places the organism in Eukaryota, Viridiplantae, Streptophyta, Magnoliopsida, Fabales, Fabaceae. Gene Ontology annotation, cellular component: membrane. The record is from RefSeq and is a predicted model, not a curated record. The transcript is spliced from 8 exons. The coding region runs from base 194 to 1240 and encodes 348 amino acids. Gene Ontology annotation, molecular function: lipase activity.